UUUAAGAUCCCUUCAGAUAUUGAUUGUAUUCAGUUAUAUAUGUAUAUGCGUGUGCGUGUGUCCUACUUGUUUCUUUAUUUCCUCUUUUCCUUUUCAUUUUCAAAACAUAAAUGAUGGAACAAUUACAAACAGCGUUAACAGCAAUUAAGGUUUUACGUUCUAGCGUUGGACAAGUGUUCGAUUCUCUUGCAAAUGGAUUACGAGCCGAUCACGGAGAAGAAAAUAAAGAAGCCAAAUAUUUAUUAGAGUUACAAGAAUUGUUGACAACAGUGAACGUUAAUUUAAGGGAUGUAGAACAAGCGGUAAACAGUUUAAAUCCACCACCGGGCCCGUUUAAUCUAGCAAGCACAACUUAUCUUAGCCAAGAGACCACACAGGAAAGACAAGCACUUUAUAGUUCUCUCGUUAAUAGUUAUAAGUGGACAGAUAAAGUUCACGAGUAUAGUAAUGCUGCUCAAACAUUAUUAAAUCAAAAUUCAUUAAAGAGAUCUUAUACAAAUACCAGUAGAGCGAAGAGAGGUAGAGUUCAAACUAGUAAUCACAAUGUACCUCCACAACAAGUAGACUCCAUGAUAGCUACUUUUGAUCGAUUGUUUAACGAUAUGACAGUAUCUGUAUCCCGACCAUUUGCAUCAAAUGCAGUAUUACAUGUUACAUUGGGACAUGUACUAAAGGCAGUAAUAGCGUUUAAAGGCGUAAUGAUCGAAUGGGUUGUCGUUAAGGGUUAUGGAGAGAGAAUGGAUUUAUGGACAGAAUCAAGGCAUAAAGUCUUUAGGAAAGUAACAGAAAAUGCUCAUGCUGCGAUGUUACACUUUUAUUCGCCUGCACUUCCUGAAUUAGCCGUUCGAUCAUUUAUGACUUGGUUUCAUAGUUUAAUCAAUUUAUUCAGCGAACCAUGCAAACGUUGUGGUCUACAUCUACACAGUGCUUUACCUCCAACAUGGAGAGAUUUUCGUACUUUGGAACCGUAUCAUCAAGAAUGUAAACCAUAGAAAUGGUUUAAUAAACUCUCUCAAAGUAUUUUUGAUAAGUUCUCUUUUUUUUGUUUUUCGUUUCUUUUCUUUUCUUUUCUUUUUUUUCUUUUCUUUUUUUUUUUUUUUUUUUUUCUUUUUUUUUUCCGUUUCUUUUUUCUCUUUUAAUAAGAAAAAAUUAUCUACUAUGGCCAAUAAGGCUAUAGAGUAAGAAUAUUUGGAAUAAUUUACAAAUCUUUAAUUUUUUAAUACAAAUGCUUCAUAAAGAAGCAAAAAGAUUCACUAACCGUUUGUUUUGAGUACAUGUGUCUGUAUUACGUAAAUAUUAAAUAAAUAUUAAUGCUUUCAAAGAAAUAUUACUGUCUAUUAAUUUUUCUAAUUAUAACUAUCAUAAUGUUACACGUUUAAAAAGUAAUUAAUUGGUUCUAUCCUUGUAAAUUUCAUAUAUUUAAAUAUAUUUAUUAAUAAAAUCUGAGAAUAUCGUCUUAUCCCUUGUAAAAUGUGUGUAUAUCCUAUGGGGAGGUAAUCGCAGUGUAAGAGAAGAGAGGUAAUAUAUUUCAAAACCUGGAAUAUAUAUGCUUCAAACGCUUCUUCUAUCUAUUAUAGUCUUAAUACAACAAAGGUAUAAAUGAAACAUUUUUCACAGAGAAUAAUAUAGGGCAUUUAUAAAAAGAACUCAAUUAUACAAUACUUAACAAAUGUAGAAUUUGAAAUUGUAAAAAAAGUAACAUUGCAAAAUGGAUGUGCAUUUAAUUUCCAAUAUGAAUCGAUAAUGCGAUCAUCAUUCAGAUUUAAUUAAAGCCAUAUGAAAGAGCAAAAUAUGAAUUAUCGUCCUUUCAGAUUAAAAGAACUUUAUCAAAGGAAGAUAAAGAUACUAUUGACAGAUUGGAAUUGGAACUUGGCAUUUUUUUAGCGGAUAAACACGGCUGUACUAACUUUUAAUUAUAAUAUACAAAUGAGCAGGCAUAAAUGUUGUUUUCCUUUUCGAAUAUAAUAGCUCUGCAUUCAGUGAUUUCCUUUUGCAUAUCCUAUGUAUGUAUACCACUCUUAUAGUAUGUAUACGCUAGGUAGUUUUAUUAUAUAAUACUAAUUAGUAUCAUAUGUAAAUAUAAGUAUUUUUCACACAACUGUACACAUUCACAUUUGGAAUAUUGGCACUCUGUUAAGAGUGCAAGUCGUUAAAGUGGCAGUGAUCUAUUUUACAAAUCUUUAUUGUGAUCGCUCACUUUGCUGGACUCUUGCAAGUUUUUCAUUGUAAGGCUCUAUGUACGUUGCAAUAUUCAAUGAGCACAAUACGCAUCAUUGACUCGAAACUAUUUAUGCGAUCGUUCUACCUCGUCUAUCGUGUUUAUCGAAUACGUUAGAAGUGCGCGAUAUAUUAAUUCAUUCGCUAAAAACGAAUAUGAACGAAUAUAAUCGUUACCACGCAUAAUGUGUAUCACUUAUCGAUCAUCAAAAACUUUUCGAUUAUGCGAAAGAUUAAGUGCACUACACGUUUGCGUAGAUUUAAAGCAAUAUUCCUUUUUCUUUUGCGUCUCAAUGUGUGCUGCGCGCAUGUGUGUAGACCGUAUGUGCGUAGACUGUUAUAUCAUCGUUUGUAUACGUGCAAUUUUUAAUUUUACAUUUCUUAUAAUUUCAGUGCGAUCUUAAAUCAAAGUGAAAUAUAUUACGACAACGAACACUCAACGAUAUUUCGCGAUGAACACAUAUGCGCGGCAUGCCUUUUCUCAGUAAGUGGAAAGAUUCAAAAAGAGAUCCAAAUGUAUAUGUACGUUUUGUCUUGAACAAAAAUACACUUAUAAUUUACUUUAAAUAUACUUCCAAAGUAUAUCCUUAUUUAAAUCAUUUUCUUAGACAAAUCUUCCUUAAGGCAUGUCAGAGGAGGAAUUCUCUGAUUAGCGUGUAUCUUUGAAUGAUGUAUUUACGCGUCAUAAAAGUUAUCGAUGUUAAUUAUUUUCAAUGAUUCGAAAGAUGAAAACAAAACUCUUUUAAAAAAGAAGUAUCGACUUUACGAUCGAAGACGCAUAUCUAGUUUGAGUCAAAGCAAUUGCAACUAUAAUAUUAUAAUGUCCUUUACAGGGUCGUCGUCAUCGUGUGUUUGUCCUGCGUCUACGUAUGCAUGUGUUUUAUAUAUAUAUAUAUAUAUAUAUAUAUAUAUAUGUAUAUAUGUAUGUAUAUAUAUAUAUAUAUGCGCGCGCGCGUGUGUACACGCUCACAUACAUACACAUAUGUAUAUACGUAUUAUUUGUUUAUAAGCUUGUAAUGAUUUAAAAAAUGGAUAUGCUAGCAAUACUCGGUCCGUAAUUAUUGUACAGCCAUUAGUAAUGUAAGUAAAAAGACGUACAAUUUCGUUCGUCUGACACACGUUUUUCCCUUACGACUCUUUAAAUUUGUUCUUCGAUCAUUUAUUUUAUUAAUUUGAUACGUAACACUACUAACUACUUAGUUACUAAUAACCUUUAUACGUGUAUAUGCACCUAGCCUAAAUAUUGUUAAAUUUGAUAAUAUCAAUAAUGUUGAAUUUGAUAACACCAUCGCGCGUAAAUGCAAGGAAAUCUACUUUAGCGUUUAUCUUCGGUUCACUUGAUUUUUUAUUGCCUUUCUUAUUGAUUUCUGUAUGUCGUGGACAGCUUAGGAUUAAAAGUAUUCUCUUUUCUUUUUCGUUCUCUUUAUCUUUAUCAUUAUCUUUUUUACAUUACAUCUUGCAGUGCACUGUCCGAAGUUUCAUUGUUCAUUGAGAGUUUCUUGAGUGUCUAUUCUAAAACACCAUAUUGCAUUUAUGCCAUAUUACAUUUCAAAGAGUUCGUUCAACAUACGAAUACGUUCGUUCUCUUACUUCGAUUACUAUAGGAAAGAUUUGCUUCGUAAAGAUUUCGUUAAGUUCAAUUAGUCAAAAGAAUCUGUCUUAUUCCUUUUUCCGACCUAUGUACAUAUAUAUGUACGUAUGCAUAUGAUUAACGAGCAUUUCGAGAGCAUUUUUUAAAGAACAAAAUAGGAGUAAAUGUUUUCCCUUUCUCUUUCUUACAAGGAAAAGUCUAAUAAUAAUAUACGGAUAUUAAACUGUUGGAAUAUCUUCUUUAUGAUUAUUAUAUGCGAAUCCGUUCUUUUGAAAAAUAAUGAUCGUCAAUCAAAUCAUUAACGACAAUGACAAACAAUUUUAAUCGAGGCAUUUCAAAUAAAAACUGUGUCAAUUCUGUGCAGUACCCUUUAAAUAUAUUACUGUUGUUCAUUGUUUCUCCUUUUGACAAAGCUUGUAUAUGAGAAUUUAACGGAGAAAACGGGCGUGUAUCGUUGCGAAAGACGAGAUUAUUAUACAUUUACUUCUCUAAUUUAAUAUAUAAUAUGAUAGGUAUAGUCAAAGUAUACAAGUAUAUACAUAUUAUGUACACGUAAAUGCAGAAAGAUUUUCUUUCCUUUCAACUUUUUUUCUUCUUUUACUCUUUCCUUCUUUUUUUCUUUUUCUUUUUUUUUCUUCUUUUUAUUUUUACACGAAACCUGCUUCAAAUCGAACGGUCAUAAGUUUCGAUUAGGUUAGAAAGUUCGAUGAUUGAGUUUAAAUAAGAAAAAGCAUGCCUUGCUCGCUAUCGCGUUUCGAUGAUCUUUUUAUAUUUCUUUGAAGAGGCAUCAGCUUCUAAGAAAUGUUCAAGAUAAAUCGUCUAUAAGCGGGUACCAUUGUUUUUUUUUUCUUUUAUCUUUUUUUUCGUCUUUUUUUUUCUUUUUCUUUUUCUUUUCUUUUCUUUUUUUUCUUUUUUCUUUUUUUUAUUACUAUUAAUCUUGCGCACGACGCGCGCCACUUUUAUGCUUCCAACUUAUGGAUUUUCGUAUCAUUUUCUCAAAUACAAAGGAUUUAUAUAUAAUUUCCGAUGUUCUUUAAUUAAAAACAAAAGAAGUACAUUUCAUUAUAUUAUUAAUCAGUUAACGCGACCCGCGUUUUUAACGGCGAUCACGCCAUCUCUCAUAUGCGAAUGAAACUAAUUUUCGAAAGGAUCGUAGAAAUGUAGCGCGCGUCUUAUUUUGCAAAUUUUGUUUCGACAAGAAGGAAUAUAAUCGUACUUUAGCUCGUAAAAGUUUUUUCGUUGCACGAUCGAUCGCUGUUUUGCGAUCGCUAGAAAAGAAUCAAUAUCUUUCGUGAAUAUAUCAGGAACGAUCAUAAAUCUUACGAACGAUAUUUCUUCUUUCUCGAAAGCGAUGAAAAUGAUGAUGGAAGAAGCUUUACAUUUGUCAAAAAUUACUUCGAAAUCAACGAUAGAAAAGUGAAUUAGAUGAGGUAUUAUGCGUUUAUUUGAAACGGUGAACGAUCGAGGAGAGGGACGAUACAUAUGAGAAAUAUGGAAAAAGAAAAGUGAGGGGAGAUAGGGAGAGGGAAUUUCUCCCGCGCUUUUUUCGAAAUUUAAAUUGUCUUUCGAUACCUUGCACUAUAACGCAUUACUCUAUUGCGGGUUUCGGAAUAUCCUCUCUUUCUCCUCCUCCUCCUCCUCCUCUCGAAUAUGUCACGUCUUAGGCACAAAUCACUUUUUUCGCAGCUCUUUUUAACGAAACUAAACUCGCUCUCUCUCUCUCUCUCUCUCUCUCUCUCUCUCUCUCUCUCUCUCUGUUUCUUUCUUUUUUUCUUUGACAUUCGUUCAUCCGUGGUAUCUUUUCAUCGAGAGUUCUCUGAACUUAUUCGCGUUCAUCCAUCGUCGGCAUAAUUAUUUCUCUCUCUCUCUCUCUCUCUCUCUCUCUCUCUCUCUCUCUCUCUCUCUCUCUCUCUCUCUUUAGGAUUCUUCGUAGGUCCUGGCGCGCUCCAAGUUCUCGACGUAGCUCCAUCCGAAGUUCGUUGCAUUUGCAGCGCGACGUAAGCUGUUCCUCAAAAAGACCGCACAAGCUUUGCUACUCUCCGUGAUAAUCUCGUAGAGCUGACUUUCCAGGUUGAGACUGUUCGUGACACCGCUGUUCGGAAAGCGUGGCGGGGGAAGCGGGGGCGGUGGCCUCUCCGGUUGAGCGGGAGCGACGGAAGAUCGCUCGGAUCCAGCUGCAAACACAACUGCAGAAUCAUAUUAAUCAGAUGUCAAUUUCUUUUUCAGGUACCUUGCGAGCUUAACUACUUCAAUUUUGGAUUUUUAUUAGGACCUCCCAAUUCACUAAUAUUAUCGAUUGCAAGCGUCUAGGAAUUGAUACAACGAUAAAGCCAAGGUGAUUUAUGUUUGUCAAGGUUUUUAAGCCUUACAUGAAUCUGGAUGUGGCUUCUCUUCUGCCACCAUCAGGGCUGCACUCUCUGCUGGCGUUAUAUUCCAGAUCUUCUUUGAAGGCAUCGAUUUAACAUGCACUUAUGGGAUAGAAUCAACAAGUGCUAAUACCUCAAAUUUAACUUAUCAGCUACAAAUUAUAUCAUCCUUCUUUGGAAUUUAUAUAUAUAUACUUGAUAUGAAGUAAUAAUGCAUUUCACAGUUUCGAGCCUUGUAAUAUGACAGCGUUUCACUGGCCUGUGUAGUAGACUUGAAAUACGAACAAAUGCAAUCUAAACAUUUUCAGAAUUUGUAUUAAUUUGUAUUAAUAAAAAAUAAAAAUUUUCUUCGUCAUUAGAUGAAUUUAAUUGCUCAGCUAUUAAAUAUUUGAAUUAGUAAGUUAGUUAUAUGUUUAUAUAUUUUAGACAAAUAAAUAGUUGUUAAUAUUAUGGAUGUAUUAAUAUUAUUAAUAAUAAUUUCUGAAAUGUUUCUUUGACGUGAUACAUUAGAAGGCAAAAAAUUUGAAUUUAUAUAAGUUAAUAAAUGACUGUAAACCUUCAA
Messenger RNA from Vespa velutina, 6736 nucleotides. RefSeq names its product mediator of RNA polymerase II transcription subunit 27 (gene MED27). The record is from RefSeq and is a predicted model, not a curated record. Lineage: Eukaryota; Metazoa; Arthropoda; Insecta; Hymenoptera; Vespidae. Gene Ontology annotation, biological process: regulation of transcription by RNA polymerase II. The transcript has 8 exons. Gene Ontology annotation, cellular component: mediator complex. Gene Ontology annotation, molecular function: transcription coactivator activity. Bases 111 to 992 code for a protein of 293 amino acids.